Molecule: messenger RNA, 2968 nt
Organism: Rhinichthys klamathensis goyatoka
Lineage: Eukaryota; Metazoa; Chordata; Actinopteri; Cypriniformes; Leuciscidae
Product: NLR family CARD domain-containing protein 3-like
Molecular function (GO): protein binding
Source: RefSeq, a predicted model, not a curated record
CACACAAACAUCUAACGUUAGAGAUGAAGAUUUUUCUCCAGGAUCCAGUUCAGUUGAUCAGAAGAGAUCAGAACCAGAGCCCAGCUGUGUGUCUAUGAGGAGUGACAGGUCUAUGGAUCCGCCAGUACAUUUUAAGAGUGGAGAUACCAAGACUGUUUGCAGUUCAGUUGAUCAGAAGAGAUCAGAACCAGAGCCCAGCUGUGUGUCUAUGAGGAGUGACGCGUCUAUGGAUCCGCCAGUAAAUUUUAAGAGUGGAGAUACCAAGACUGUUUGCAGUUCAGUUCAUCAGAAGAGAUCAGAACCAGAGCCCAGCUGUGUGUCUAUGAGGAGUGACGCAUCUGGUCAUAUAAUAGAGUUUAAGAGUGGAGAUAAACAGACUGAUCUCUGCCAUGAAGUCCUCAACACUUUUAGAUCAAAUCUGAUGAAGAAGUUUGAGUGUCUGUAUGAAGGAACAGCAAAGCAGGGAAACCCAACACUCCUGAAUGAGAUCUACACAGAGCUCUACAUCACAGAGAGUGAGAGUGGAGAGAUCAGUAAUGAACAUGAGGUGAGACAGAUUGAGACACAAUCCAGAAGAGCAGCAACAGAGGACACACCGAUCAAAUGCAAUGACAUCUUUAGACCUUUACCUGGACAAGACAAACCCAUCAGAACUGUGCUGACGAAGGGAGUCGCUGGCAUUGGAAAAACAGUCUCUGUGCAGAAGUAUCUUCUUCAUGUCUUUUUUCCUGAAACAAAAAAAAUGGAAAUAUCCUUUGACAAAUAUAAAAAGUUGUUCAUCUUUGAUGGUCUGGACGAGUGUCGUCUGUCUCUGGAUUUUCAGAGCAAUGUGAGGUUGUGUGAUGUAAGUGAAUCAGCCUCAGUGGACGAGCUGCUGACGAACCUCAUUGUGGGGAAUCUGCUUCCCUCUGCUCUCAUCUGGAUCACCUCCAGACCAGCAGCAGCCGAUCUCGUCCCCUCUGAGUGUGUCCAUCGAGUGACAGAGGUACGAGGCUUCAAUGAUCCACAGAAGGAGGAAUACUUCAGGAAGAGAGUUAGUGAUCAGAGUCUGGCCAAUACAAUCAUCACACACCUGAAGUCCUCAAGGAGCCUCUACAUCAUGUGCCACAUCCCAGUGUUCUGCUGGAUCUCAGCCACUGUUCUGGAGAAGAUGAUGAGCGAAGCAGAGAGAGGAGAGAUUCCCAAGACUCUCACUCAGAUGUACACACACUUCCUGAUCCUUCAGACCAACAUCAAACAUGAGAAGGACUAUGAGAAGAAGGUGACAGAUGAAGACAUGAUCCUAAAACUGGGGAAAGUGGCUUUUCAGCAGCUUGUGAAAGGCAAUGUGAUCUUCUACGAGGAAGACCACACCUGUGGCAUUGAUGUGACAGAAGCAUCAGUGUACUCAGGGUUGUGCACUCAGAUCUUCAGAGAGGAGUUUGGCUGGUAUCAGGGGAAAGUCUUCUGCUUUGUUCAUUUGAGCGUUCAGGAACAUCUAGCCGCUCUAUAUGCCCACCUCUCCUUUACAAACAACAACAUAUAUGUGUUUGAAUCAAUCACUAAACAGAGUUUUGUGCCUCAAAUGAAUGGUUGGUUUAUUUCAUUAUCUCCUCUGCAUCAGAGAGCUGUGAAUGAGGCGCUAAAGAGUAAAAAUGGGCAUCUGGACCUUUUCCUGCGGUUCCUUCUGGGUCUGUCAGUGGAGUCUCAUCAUAUUCUCCUUCAAAGACUAAUGAAACAGACAAGCAGAUCUGACAGCAAUGAGGAAACAGUUGAGUACAUCAAGAAGAAGAUCAGGACCAUUGAUUCUCCAGAGAAAUCCAUCAAUCUGUUCCACUGUCUGAAUGAACUGGGUGAUCAUUCACUAGUGGAGGAAAUAAAACAGUAUCUGAAAUCUGGAACAAUAAAGGAAGCCAAACUCUCUUCAUCUCAGUGGUCAGCUGUAGUCUUUGUGUUGUUGACAUCAGAGGAGAAGCUGGAUGAGUUUGAUCUCAGGAAGUUUGUUGGAGGAAACAAUAAAGCUGCUGAAGAUAUGAAAGUUUUUCAAAAGCUGCUUUCUGUGAUUAAAAAAUCCAGAUCAGUUCAGUAAGUGUCGCUGAGAACAAUCAAUUUACUGUUAAAACAUUACGAAAAUAAAAGUUCAUAAAUCUCCCGUGCUGCAGAUGCUGUCUAGAGUUUAGUGGUUUUUAAACCAUUUUUAAACCAAUGACAUUGUGGAAUAAGGAAAUAUUAUUUAUCUUAUUGUGGCGUCACAGAUGAAGGUUUUGCUGCUCUGGCUUCAGCUCUGAGAUCAAACCCAUCACACCUGAGAGUACUGGAUCUGUCAUGGGAUAAAAUAGGAAAUUCAGUGAAGCUUCUCUCUCCUGUACUGAAGGAUCCCCGCUGUAAGCUGGAGAUACUGAGGUUGCAUGAUUGUGGCGUCACAGAUGAAGGUUUUGCUGCUCUGGCUUCAGCUCUGAGAUCAAACCCCUCACACCUGAGAGAUAUGGAUCUGUCAUGGAAUAAUAUAGGAAAUUCAGUCAUACUGCUCUCUGCUGUACUGGAGGAUCCUCACUGUAAAUUGGAGAUACUGUGGUUGGUUGAUUGUGGCAUUACAGAUGAAGGUAGUGUUGCUCUGACUUCAGCUCUGAGAUCAAACCCUGGACACAUGAGAAAUCUAAAUCUGUCUAAGAAUAAAAUAGAACAAUCAGGACGGAAGUUGCUCUCUGAUCUAAAAGAUGAUCCACGUUUUAAACUGGAGCUACUGUACUACUCUGUCCUGCGUGGCCACACUAGGCCCCAGGGCGCAGGCCUUGUGCUUAUUCAGGAGAGAGGGGACUCUCUCAACCACAACAGAAUCAAGGACAACAUCAGGAGUUUGGCACAACUUCUUCAUUCAAUGCAGUCCAUUGCAACUCCAACCAUCAACUCUUCCAACUUCCUCCCUUCUCCUGACUCUCAGUAUUUAGACGUCAGUCCAGUUUCCUCAGGAUCAGCUGAUGGUGAAUAA